Molecule: messenger RNA, 1283 nt
Organism: Durio zibethinus
Lineage: Eukaryota; Viridiplantae; Streptophyta; Magnoliopsida; Malvales; Malvaceae
Product: tRNA-uridine aminocarboxypropyltransferase A-like
Source: RefSeq, a predicted model, not a curated record
AUUUAGUGACAAGAUAUGAUUUCUGUCGACGAAUAAAACACAACAUUUAUUUUUUAAGAAAAUUACCUUUAGCCUAAUUCCACAGCCCGCUCAUGGAAGAAUCAGAACACCCCACCACCGCAACAAAAUCACCACCAACGUCUCCGCCGCCACUGCAACGCCGUCAACUAUGCACCCGUUGUGACCGGCCACUUCCAGUCUGCCUCUGCCAUACCCUCCCCCCAACCCCACUCCCAACCAAAACCAAAAUCUUGAUCAUCCGCCACCCUCACGAGUCCCGACACAAGCUCAACACAACCCCACUCCUCUCCAAAACCCUCCUCCACGCCACCGCCAUCUCUUCCCGCCGCCUCCUCCGUCACCACCUCCCUGACCAAUCCCCACCUGCCAUCUACCUUCCUCCUUCCCCUUCCACACCCGCCGUCAGUCUAUCCCACCUCAAAUCCACCAACCUCCUCAAUUACCAAACUACUACCCUCCUCUUAAUUGUUUUUGAUGCCACUUGGAAGCAUGCCAAGGAGAUGGUGAGGGCCAGUGAAGGGGUUUUGAAGGGUUUUGCUCUAAGGGUUUGUUUGGAUGGAGUUGAUGAGAGUGCGAUAGGUGGGAGUAUUUAUGAUAAUGAAUUGGUUUUAAGGAAGGAGCCCUUUGGUGGGUGUGUUAGUACUCUGGAAGCUGUGGCCAGGUGCUUGGGGGUCAUUGAGCCUAAUGGAGAUGAGGUUCAAGGGGUUUUGAUUGGGGUCUUGAGGGAGAUGGUGAGAUUGCAAGCUGGAUUUUUGAAACCUCUUAAGCCUAGGCCCAAGAUGUUGAAGAAGAACAAGCACAAAGAAGAGGAUAACAAUGAGCUUCGUUAGUGGAUUUGUUCUUCUAUUUUAAGUUCUAAUUCUAAUUGAUUGUUUGGUUUUUGAGCAUGCUACUUACUUUCCAAUUCCAGAAGUGAAAGGUAAAAAUACAUAAUUUCACUUUUUGCGGUUGAAUUUGGUUAUUAUAUAUAUUUGUUCAUUUUAAAUUUCAAUUCAAAAUAUAAUUUUGUUGUUUAAUUUUUGCUUUUGGGGAUAAAAUAAUAUCAAUUCAAUCAAAAGAUCAUCAAUUUCAUUAGGAUAUUGCUUGGGUAAUCUAAUGUAGCUUGCUUUGAGUGGUUGGUUCAUUUUGGAUGAUCUUGAAUGAAGAGACUUGAACGGUGAUAAAUCUGUCUUAUAUGAGGCAGUUGAUUAUUCAUUUGAAUUAGAUAUGGUCAUUCGUGUAGUGUAAAACACUGAAAAUUCAUGUAUUCAUAUAGUGUUUUA